Messenger RNA from Gadus macrocephalus (Pacific cod), 1903 nucleotides. It is a transcript of the gene chrdl2, whose product is annotated as chordin-like 2. The coding region runs from base 348 to 1691 and encodes 447 amino acids. Lineage: Eukaryota; Metazoa; Chordata; Actinopteri; Gadiformes; Gadidae. The record is from RefSeq and is a predicted model, not a curated record. Gene Ontology annotation, molecular function: protein binding. The transcript has 11 exons.
UUUCAACAAAUAUAUUAACUUUCAGGUCCUACUGAUCUGCAUCCUUUGUGUGCCAAUCAUGUCGGAAUUGUUAAUACAUAAAUGAAAGUAUUUAGUGUAAUUGAUCACAGCGUAUCUCAUAACACAAUUCUAGUUCCUUGUUUUGGAUUUUGCACAACCACUUGGCCCCGAAGCGUCAUUUCACAACUUUCUCAUGCACGUGUCCUCUCCGCGCCUCUAGGGGGCGCCUCGGGUGAAUAAAUGAUAAAUAGCUGCUUUUUAUCCUCGUUUCUCGCUGUCCUGAAGAUACGCAGGAUCUAACUAACUUUUAUUUCGCGUAGAAGACCCACUCUUAACAUAUUCAAGACAUGAAGCUCAUCUCUCUGUUUAUCUUCAUAACUUGGUUGGCGGAUGCAGAGCUGAAAACGACAAAAGUGUCGGGGACGACAUGCACUUUCAAAGACAAGAUCUUCAGUCCCGGAGACAGCUGGCAUCCCUACCUCGAGCCCUUUGGCUUCAUGUUCUGUAUGCGCUGCAUGUGCACGGAGGCGGGCUAUGUGAAAUGUAACACAAUCAGGUGUCCUGCGUUGACUUGUGAGAAUUCAGUGACCGAGCCGCAGCAGUGCUGCCCCCGCUGCCCAGACGAGCCCCGGGUCCCUGCAGGACUCCGAGCCUCGGUGAAGACCUGUCGGUACAACGGGAGUGUUUACCAACCAGGGGAGUCGUUCACCAAACACGACCUGUUCCCGUCCAGGCAGACCAACCAGUGCGUCAUGUGCACGUGCUCGAAUGGGAACAUCUUCUGCGCACUGAAGACCUGCCAGUCCCUGAGCUGUUCCUCCCCCGUCCCCCUGCCAGACACCUGCUGCAUGGUCUGCAGAGAUCAGCUGACCAGCGGCUCCUCGUCCACAGAGGACGGAAACCAACAGCUGAACCGGGGCGUUAGACACUCUGUGGACCAGUGCUCUGAGGAGCCACUGGGGAGGGACCGGUCGGGGGUCCUUGGGGCCACCUUGUCCUCUCUGAAGAGCAGCCCCAGGUCGGGGCCCUGGGGCCUGGGGCUGGGCAAGCUCAACCUGAAGGGAGCCGCGGACACAACCGUCAGGAUCUUCUUACAGAAGAAGCAGCAGAAAGCGUGUUCGUACAACAGUAAGACGUACUCCCACGGGGAGACAUGGCACCCUGUCCUGGGACGCGUCCUGGAGUGCAUCCUGUGCUCGUGCAGCGACGGCCUGCAGGACUGCCGACGCAUCACCUGUCCCAACCAGUACCCCUGCAAACGACCCACCAAGUCAGCGGGGAAAUGCUGUAAGACCUGCCCAGAGCUUCGGGCCGAGACGAACCAGAGCAAGUGUCACCAUGGUUACCGAAACAACGUCCUCGUCUACAAGGUGGAACCCGCAAGAAACGACUCAGACGACAUCAGAACCAUCGCCAUCGAAAAGUUGGGGCUGACGGAGGUGGAACUCCAAACCUGGAAGACCGUGGGAGAGGAUUUACAGUUGUUGGAAAUCGCAGAAGUGGAACGUAGAAACGUCACGGAUCACCCUGAAAGCUACACAUUGCUCGCUACGGUCGCUGAAGACACCUGGAAAAAGUUUAAGGGGGAGAAUAUCGGUGACAAUUCUCAAACGACGGUUUGCGAUGACGGCAUCAGGGAGAUAGUCAAUUAUUUAAACCCCAAGCACACUGAAGACAUGUGUUCACCUUAAACACACAAUGUCCCGCGGAGAUACAGUUAGAUCCCAGUUAAAGCAGGAUCAUCGCAAAUAUACCAUAGACUUCUGCCACAAAACAAUGCACAAAACAAUAUUUAUAGAAAGAGCUUUUUUUUAAUAGUUGUUUUACUUUUGCUAUUGUACAUCAUAAGGUAGAACUGUUUAUAAAAAUAGUUUUUCCAUGCAUACUGCAACAAACAAUAUAC